AUGUACGGCGUACGGAGUACGGAGUACCUGAGCCAAGGACCUCAGCGGAGAAGUGAGCACAGAGUACGUCACCAGCUGCGGGACCGUAAAUCGCUCGAGUCAAGGCUGUUACUUCCAACCCGAAAAUACGCAGCUUGUUCGAAUUUGUAUCGCCUGUAUUAUGCUUAUUACACAAGCACCCAGUCUACGCAGUACCUAGUGCAGUGUUGCAGUCUGCUCAAGAGACGCUCGAUUGAUUCGCUCCCGCAAAUUGCGUCCGUUCUUCAAGGCCGCUGGCGUCGUCUCAGGGUCCUGAUGGUCGCGGGGAGGCGUCAAACACCCUUGCAAACAGAUAGAUGCACGGGUCAAACAAAUCGGAGGAAUAAAAAAAGGAAAAAAAAUCUAAUCCAUUCGGGACACGCCUUCAGAGAAGCAGAAAUGGAGUUACUAGAUGCAAAAAUAGUUGCCAGCUUCGUAUAA
Pochonia chlamydosporia 170 is the source of this 459-nucleotide messenger RNA. RefSeq lists its product as hypothetical. The transcript has a single exon. The record is from RefSeq and is a predicted model, not a curated record. Lineage: Eukaryota; Fungi; Ascomycota; Sordariomycetes; Hypocreales; Clavicipitaceae. The coding region runs from base 1 to 459 and encodes 152 amino acids.